This is a messenger RNA of Coccidioides immitis RS, 1414 nucleotides long. Its product is annotated as ZIP zinc/iron transporter. Gene Ontology annotation, biological process: zinc ion import across plasma membrane. Gene Ontology annotation, cellular component: plasma membrane. The record is from RefSeq and is a predicted model, not a curated record. Bases 1 to 1098 code for a protein of 365 amino acids. Gene Ontology annotation, molecular function: low-affinity zinc ion transmembrane transporter activity. Lineage: Eukaryota; Fungi; Ascomycota; Eurotiomycetes; Onygenales; Onygenaceae. The transcript has a single exon.
AUGGAUUCACUCUUGACACUCGCCAGCCGCCAGGAACAACCCAGUGAACCAGCUCCUGCCUGCGAUACUGGCAAUGAAUUCGAUGGCCAUCUGGGCCUGCGCGUCUCUGCUGUAUUUGUGAUCUUGGCGGGCUCCCUAUUAGGGGCUCUCCUCCCCGUCCUUGUUCGACAGGAUCCACACUCGCGUCACAACAGCAGAAAACCUCGUGUGCCGUCCUGGGUGUUCUUUAUCGCAAAGUUCUUUGGUUCUGGUGUCAUCGUGGCCACAUCGUUUAUUCACUUACUGGCUCCUGCCCAUGAGGCCCUUAGCAACCCAUGUCUUACCGGCCCGAUCACGGAAUAUCCGUGGGUUGAAGGGAUCAUGUUGAUAACCGUCAUACUCCUGUUCUUCCUCGAGCUCAUGGUCAUCCGGUACGCACAUUUCGGCCAUGGCCAUCAUGACGAGUCUCCAGGAGGUCGUCAGACCGAGGCUGGCGUAGUUUCCCGGGCCGAAAAGAACCCCAGGGCUCACCGCCCAGGACCAGAUCACCUAGAUCACUCGAACGACCACCCCUCCGACGCUGGCUCCGACCCCUUCGAUGGCGCCCACACGGCUCUAUUCGAGGACUACAGUGCUCAACUCACAUCAGUCUUCAUCCUCGAGUUCGGCAUCAUCUUCCACUCCAUUUUCAUCGGCCUCACUCUCGCCGUCGCCGGUGAAGAAUUCAAAACUCUCUACGUGGUCCUCCUCUUCCACCAAACUUUCGAAGGCCUCGGUCUUGGGUCCAGGCUCGCAACCAUUCCAUGGCCCCACUCGAAACGAUUCACUCCAUAUCUUCUCGCGCUCGCAUUUGGCCUGUCUACUCCAAUCGCUAUCGCCAUCGGACUAGGCGUGCGCAACAGCUACCCACCGGAAGGCCGUACCACAUUGAUCGUCAACGGCGUUUUCGAUUCCAUCUCUGCGGGUAUCCUGGUUUACACCUCGCUGGUGGAAUUAAUGGCGCAUGAAUUCAUGUUCAGCACUUCGAUGCGGCGAGCGCCGAUCCGCACUGUCCUCGCCGCCUUCGGACUGUUGUGUCUAGGUGCGGCGUUGAUGGCUUUGUUGGGAAAAUGGGCGUGAAAAGAAAAAGUUCCUCGGCGUUAUUAUGGUUUUCUUAUAUGAUUUACUUGGGGUUCAUGAGUGGCCAAAAUGAAUAUAUAAUACGGAGUAUAUACCCUUGCAUUAUCAGGUGUAUGGCAUUAUUGGUGGGAUUUAAAUUGUCCCUUUUUGGCAAACCUGAAUUGGCUUUUUUUUUCUUUUUUUCUUUUUCUUUUUUUAAUUCCUGUUUCUAAAUUUGCCUUGCUAUUUUGAUUUCAAAAGUGUGGGGGAAUUUCGAAGUGUCAGAACUAUAUAAAUCUAAUAGUCCAAGUAUGUAUGCCAGCUACAUAAAAUGAAA